ACGUAUGUGUCUCUUCAUCUCUUGGAAUAACAACGAGGGGAAUGAAAAUGGAACCACAACCACCCUCAAACAUCCCCCGAACGACGCUAAGACGGCAUCCUAUAUGUCUCCGAUGAUUUGUUUCGAAACCGAGGAGGUCAAUGCAUAGCGCCAACAACGACAGAAACUGUCCAAAAUAGUAACUUCCCACACAGAGAGCAAUACCCAGAAUAGUAAUGGAAGUCGUACAGACACAUGUGCACAGUGUCUCCAUCUGCAAUACCUACAAAUACCACUAUCAGCUAUCCUGUCCUGUAAAAGCUCACGUCUGCUUUCUCUCUAAGCAUUCUUCAAUCAUGCCCACUCUUGUUGCUACCUAUGUUAGGCCUCGCCGGAGGAGGAGGAGGAGGAUGACGAGCAUUGUCGCCAGCACCAAAUCUUCACCCCCAGACUCUCCCUCAACUUUAACUUCAGCUUCGAACCCAGAUGAGAAGGAUGUGAAAAGGGGUGGCCCCGAUGCGCAAACUACGCUUUUGGGGAGAUUGUGGAAGGUGGCAGCCCCAUAUUGGUAUUCUGACGACAAAGUCCAAGCUAGAUGGCAGCUGGCCGCUGUCUUUGCUCUCACUUUAGGAACCACCGGAAUCAGUGUCGGAUUCAAUUUCCUUGGCCGCGACUUCUACAAUUCUCUUGCCAACAAGGACCAACAACAGUUCACGAAGCAACUUCUAUAUUACCUUGGUGCCUUUGCUGGUGGAAUCCCGUUUUUUGUUUUGAGAGAUUAUGCAAGAGACACUCUUGCUUUGAGAUGGAGGUCUUGGAUGACAAGAUAUUACAUGGAACGCUAUCUGAAGGAUCAGACAUUUUACAAAAUCCAGUCACAAUCAAUUAUUGAUAACCCAGAUCAGCGGAUUGUUGAUGAUCUUAGUUCCUUCACUGGGACGGCCCUUUCCUUCUCCUUGAUACUUUUCAAUGCUGCUGUAGACUUGAUAUCCUUUAGUAACAUCUUGUAUGGCAUCUAUCCUCCACUGUUUGUUAUUCUUCUUGUAUACUCGAUUGGUGGAACAGCUAUUAGUGUGUUUCUUGGAAAGGGUUUGGUGACUUUAAACUUCUUGCAAGAGAAAAAAGAAGCAGAUUUUCGUUAUGGACUUGUUCGUGUUAGAGAAAAUGCUGAAUCAAUUGCUUUCUAUGGUGGUGAAGAAAACGAAAUACAACUUCUGCUGCAGUACUUCAGAAGUGCUUUUGAAAAUUUUACUCAAUUGUUGAUAUCUUCUAGAAAUCUAGAGUUCUUCACCAGUGGCUACCGCUACCUCAUUCAAAUUCUUCCUGCUGCUGUUGUUGCUCCCAUGUAUUUCUCAGGAAAAAUUGAGUUUGGUGUCAUUAAUCAGUCAGUAUCUGCUUUCAAUCAUAUCCUUGGAGAUUUUUCUCUCAUUGUUUACCAAUUUCAGGCUAUUAGUGCAUUUUCAGCUGUCAUUGAUCGACUAGGUGAAUUUGAUGACAUUUUAGAUAGAAGCUCUAAAUUAGUUUCUGAACCCUCAGAAGAGAUACAACUUGUGUACCAUAGUGUUAGUUCACAUGUACUGGAGUCCAAUGGAUCCAUGCCCAAAGGCAAGCAUCAAAGAUUACUGGAUAUAGAGAAUUUAACCGUACAGACACCAAGUAAAGCUACACUGGUUAGAGACUUAAAAUUGGUGGUCAAUGAGAUGGAUCACUUACUGGUAACAGGACCUAGCGGGAGUGGUAAGACUUCCUUGCUAAGAGCUAUGGCUGGCCUUUGGAGUACUGGAAGAGGAAAAAUCACCUUCUAUGUGAAAGAUGGAGAAAAUCCUCCUGAAGUAAGAACUACGUCUGAUAUGAAAGGAGAACAUGAACGAGCCAUAAAUAGAAAUGCUAGAGGCAUAUUUUUCCUCCCUCAAAGACCGUAUAUGGUUUUAGGAACUCUACGUCAGCAGUUGCUUUAUCCAACAUGGGCAGAAGAUGCAAUUACCAACUCCGAUGGUGCUGAACCAAAUGGUCCACUUCCUUUCCUGACACGGGUACCAAAGGCAGGAAAUUUGAGCGAGAACCAGAUUAAGCCUACAACAGAUGAGUUAAUACAAGUCUUAGAGGAUGUCCGCCUUGAAUAUAUAUUGUCUCGUGUCGGCAGUCUGGAUUCGAUGUGUGAAUGGUCCAGUGUUCUUUCCCUUGGAGAGCAGCAACGCCUUGCUUUUGCACGCCUUUUGCUUUCAAAACCGAAAUUGGUUCUGUUGGAUGAAUGUACCAGUGCUCUAGAUGAAGCCAACGAGGCUCAUUUAUACCAGCGGAUUGGAGCAGCAGGCAUCACAUACAUUAGCAUUGGCCAUCGGCGGACCCUGUUUGAUCACCACAACAGUGUCUUACAUAUAUCCACGACAGAUCCCAGCGAUACUCAACGUAAUUGGCACCUCGAUUCGAUUAAUCGCGACACUGUAUGACAUAUUAAAGCUGUAAUUGUUGUGGACAUUUAUUCUCUGCCGAUUGCUGCUUUGCAUAAGGUGACAUUCACGCUCCAAGGUGGGAAAGAGCACUCCAAUUGGAAUUUUUAUUUCACAAUGGCAAUUUGAUUGCUUGGUCAUAUACACCAUGGCUAUGUGUUUCAAGCUGUUCA
Molecule: messenger RNA, 2602 nt
Organism: Juglans regia (Persian walnut)
Lineage: Eukaryota; Viridiplantae; Streptophyta; Magnoliopsida; Fagales; Juglandaceae
Product: ABC transporter D family member 2, chloroplastic
Exons: 9
Coding region: 216-2429 (737 amino acids)
Biological process (GO): transmembrane transport
Cellular component (GO): membrane
Molecular function (GO): ATP hydrolysis activity; ATP binding; ABC-type transporter activity
Source: RefSeq, a predicted model, not a curated record